GUCACAGGAAGUGCAUCAGGACGACCUUCAUUUGUCGCAAAUUACGUAUCACGAGUGGAAGCAGCAUGGCGAAUAAGGACCCAGGCGGUUUACUUCAGCAGCUGCGGCAAAUUGUAGGCCGGAUGUCCGCCGGUGGUGGUCCCAAAGGAGCGGGUCUUGGGGUCAAACUGCUCAUAGGAGCUGGUGCUUUGGCUUAUGGUGUCAAAGAGGCCACAUACACAGUGGAGGGAGGUCAAAGAGCCAUCGUCUUCAACCGCAUUGGAGGGAUGCAGAUGGACACGGUGCUGUCAGAAGGCCUCCACUUCAGGAUCCCUUGGUUUCAGUACCCCAUUAUCUAUGACAUCAGAGCAAGGCCCAGGAAGAUUUCCUCUCUGACUGGAAGCAAAGAUCUGCAGAUGGUGAGCAUCUCUCUGCGUGUGCUGUCGCGGCCGCUGGCCUCCAACUUACCCACGCUGUACCAGCACCUGGGGAAGGAUUAUGAUGAGCGGGUGCUGCCGUCCAUCGUCAACGAGGUGCUGAAGAGCGUGGUGGCCAAGUUCAACGCCUCCCAACUCAUCACACAGAGAUCUCAGGUUUCUCUCCUCAUUCGCCGAGAGCUUUUUGAGCGGGCCAAGGACUUCAACAUCAUCCUGGACGAUGUGGCCAUCACAGAGCUGAGCUUCAGCAAAGAAUACACAGCAGCCGUAGAGGCCAAGCAAGUUGCCCAACAGGAAGCCCAGAGGGCUCAGUUCUACGUAGAGAAGGCCAAGCAAGACCAGAGGCAGAAGAUCAUCCAGGCUGAAGGAGAGGCAGAGGCUGCUAAAAUGCUGGGCGAGGCUGUCACCAAGAACCCGGGUUACCUGAAACUGAGGAGGAUCCGUGCUGCACAGAACAUCGCCAAAACGGUGGCUGCAUCACAGAACAGGGUGUACUUGAACGCUGACAGCCUGGUGUUGAACCUCCAAGAUGAAGGUUUUAACAAUUUGAGAUUGGGCAAAUGAAGGGACACCUUGUGCUUCACGAAGAGCUAAAGCAUUCCGUAUGUUCGCUGUGUCUGACUGCCAUCUCAGCUCCUGACCCGACCUCCCCGAUUUUUAAUUCCCCACCCUGGAAACAUGUCCUCCUAUCUGCAGUGCCUGCCUGCCUGGCUGUCCCUGAGUGAGUGUCCUUGGGCUCUGGGAACACAGACAGACUUUAGUUGGGUGGCCUUAGCAACAGAGCAGGGGUGCAUUUCUGGAAAGCGUAGUUGUUAGCCAGUUAGCAACUUCGGUAGUUGCCAAUGGGAAAUUGCAUUGCAACCAACAAAGAUGGCAACUAUGUUUUCUAGAAAUGCACCCCUGGACAACAUUUCUCGAAACCAUAGCUGCUAGCUGUGUUAGCUACUUUGUUGUUUUCUAUGCAGUUUCCCAUUGGCAACUACCCAAGUUGCUAACUGGCUAACAACUACGCUUUCCAGAAAUGCAGCCCUGGGUGCUAUUCUUUCAUCCUCCCUCUUUUGACCCUCCUCUCAGAAAGCCCUAUCCUUCAGGGUCAGCCUAUUUUGUUGACAACCACCAGCAGCAUCUGUGCUCUCACAGCUAGUUGAAGGUCAAAGUUUUGUUCUGUUGGAUACUUCAUGAAACAGUGUCACAUGGAACAAUUAUGGUGUUAUUUAUAAUGUAUUCAUUUAUAUCAAUGAAGGUGUUGUUAACUCUAAAUCCGGUAAAGCAGUAAAUAGGUAUGUUGAUCUGUUUAAGUCCAGUUCAUCAGAGUACUGAAAAAAGGUGAACACCCAGCCAAAGGCCUCAGGACCGCAUGGGUUUGUGUUUACACUUUGGCCGUAUGUUCGCUUAACCCAUGUUGGUGUUAAGCAUUUGUCAUGGGGACUAGGGACAGGAAGACAUUUAAACCCACAAAAAAUAGCAUUGAUUAUUAUAUUAUGAUGUACUAUUAUUGUUGUUGUUUGUAUUUUGAGUGGAUGAGUGGGUUUCCUCAGCAGUUGUUCGGGGGUUUUGGGGAGCAAUUUUGUGGGUUUUGUCUGAAAUGUAGUUGUAAGGGGAUCAAUUUAAAGAAACGAAACAAAAAAUGAAGCAAAAAAAAACCCAAUAAAAGAUAUAUUGUAUUCCAUA
Engraulis encrasicolus (European anchovy) is the source of this 2087-nucleotide messenger RNA. It is a transcript of the gene phb2a, whose product is annotated as prohibitin 2a. Gene Ontology annotation, biological process: mitochondrion organization. NCBI's taxonomy places the organism in Eukaryota, Metazoa, Chordata, Actinopteri, Clupeiformes, Engraulidae. The record is from RefSeq and is a predicted model, not a curated record. The transcript is spliced from 10 exons. Gene Ontology annotation, cellular component: mitochondrion; membrane. Bases 66 to 980 code for a protein of 304 amino acids.